UAAUCGACGCAGGGGCAGCCUGUAGAUACCUACCCUCAUCCCACUUUAAGAUGGGAUGAGCUCCGCGAAAUAGCUUCUCGUUUGAACUUUGAAGAACUGUUCAUCUCUUUUCUUGUUUUCUAAAUAUACCGAACAUUCUACCAUUAUGGCCAAGCCACUGUCAGAUGAAGAAGUUGCUAUUCUCAAAGAAGCAUUCGAAGCAUAUGACACGGAUAAAGGAGGCAACAUCACCGUAGAGGAAUUUGGCCGUGUGAUGAAACAGUCUGGACAAAAUCCAACCGAAGAAGAACUUGCACAGAUCAUAAAAGAAGUUGAUCUUGAUGGCGAUGGUACUAUCAAUUUUGAUGAAUUCAUUGCCAUGAUGACAGGCCGAACAAGGCACGAACCAAAAGAUUCAAAGGUCAGCGAAGACGAUCUGAAAGUAGAUUCGGCCCCGAAUCCUGUUUCGAGUGAAGAAGAUCCAGAGGAGGAGUGGAAAUCUGCGUGGAAGGAAUAUGAUCAGUCUUUGAAAGGGUCAAUUACUGCAGCGCAAUUGAGACAGGUUCUGGGAAAUCUGGGAGAAACAAUCAGUGAUGCAGAGAUUGACAAUGUUAUAAUGAAGUCUGUUGAUGCGGAGGAUAAAAUUAGUUAUGUGGAGUUUGUCGAAUUCAUGAAGGGGAGAUCUACUUCGGAGAUAUGACAGUGAUUAGGGGAUGUAUAGCUAUAGUUGAUGCAGAUUACCCAAUUUCAUGUUUUGCUACCUAUUACUA
Messenger RNA from Botrytis porri, 749 nucleotides. RefSeq lists its product as uncharacterized. The record is from RefSeq and is a predicted model, not a curated record. NCBI's taxonomy places the organism in Eukaryota, Fungi, Ascomycota, Leotiomycetes, Helotiales, Sclerotiniaceae. The coding region runs from base 146 to 679 and encodes 177 amino acids. The transcript has 6 exons. Gene Ontology annotation, molecular function: enzyme regulator activity; calcium ion binding.